This is a messenger RNA of Periophthalmus magnuspinnatus, 2572 nucleotides long. It is a transcript of the gene trim47, whose product is annotated as tripartite motif containing 47. Bases 34 to 1467 code for a protein of 477 amino acids. NCBI's taxonomy places the organism in Eukaryota, Metazoa, Chordata, Actinopteri, Gobiiformes, Gobiidae. The record is from RefSeq and is a predicted model, not a curated record. The transcript has 8 exons. Gene Ontology annotation, molecular function: protein binding; zinc ion binding.
UCCUGCGGGCGCGCGCUGUGUCCAGGUGUAAACAUGGCGACAGCGGGAGCAGGAGACGAGCUGAGGAAGGAGCUGACCUGUGCCAUCUGUCUGGAUCUGUUCAAAGACCCUGUCAUCCUCAAGUGUGGACAUAAUUUCUGUCGCUAUUGCAUCUGUAUGCACUGGGACGAAAAUGGCGACGACUACGGUUACCAGUGUCCAGAGUGCCGCUCGGUUUUUAACAAGAGGACCUUCACCAAAAACUACCCAGUCCAGAACCUUGUGGACAGACUGGUCCACCUGGAGUGCCUGAGCUCGGCUCCCAAAUCUCCCAAACCGCUUAAUGUGGAGGGCAAGUGUGGCCAGCACGGAGAGGACCUGAAACUAUACUGUCAGACUGAUAAGAGGCCCAUCUGUGUGGUCUGCAGGGAGUCCAGAACACACAGGCAUCAUGAGGUUGCGCCACUGCCAGAAGUCGAAAAAGAGAUGAAGAUGGAAUUAAACCUGAGACUGCUGGAGUUGAACUGGCAUAAGUUUCAGUAUUCUAAUGUGAUAAGUGCAGACAAACACACCAAAGAUGAAGUCAGGACAAGGAAGAAGAGGCUGAAGGACAAAAUUGAAGCUGAUGUUGGGGCAUUGGUUCAGUUCUUGUUGGAUGAGAGGGACUCGCUGCUGGACAGUCUCGAUGCGGAAGAAGUGGCCACAAUGGCGGUCAUUGAUGAAAACCUGAAAUCUGUCGAAGAAGAAAACACAGCCGUGAGCAAAGUCAUCACAGAUUUCCAGUCACACCUGGAAGGAAAGACCAGCUUUGAGAGCCUGUCUGAAUCAUACAAUGAAGCUAUAUCUGGUAAACGGUUUGAGUCUUUUGAACCAGUGGAUUGUCAGACCGACUUCUCUGAAUUCUCAGGGCCCUUUCAGCUGAUAAUGUGGAAGAAGAUGAUGCACGUUCUACAUACAAUGCCUCAGAACCUCACCCUGGACCCUGACACAGCUCAUGCAAACCUACUCAUCUCAGACUUCGACACCAAAGUGGAGGAGAGCAGGAUCCGUAUACAGGAGCCCGACCUGCCAGCCCGCUUCACGCGCUUCUGUGGUGUCCUGGCCACGGCCAUGUACAGCAGCGGGCAGCACUACUGGGAGGUGGACGUGCGCGAUAAGGGUGUGUGGUACCUGGGUGUCACCACAGAGUGCAGCAACAGGAAGGGUUUUGUCAACCUUACGCCCUCUGCUGGUUACUGGAGUCUAUGUCUCCAGGAUCGUCUCUAUGCCAACGGGGAGGACGGGCGCAUCCUGGUGGCCGACUACUGGAACUCCCCUCGUGUUGGGGUCUACCUCGACUAUGACAACGGACGGCUGAGUUUCUACGACGCCGUGACAAUGAAGAGACUCUAUAUGUUUAACACAUGUUUUGAUGAGCCGGUGUACCCAUUCUUCAGCCCCGGGAAGAACGAUCCAGGCAGCAGACUGCAGAUAUGUCACUAUUACUGAGAUUCACCCAGUACUGUGUUACAAAGGAGACUGUCUGGAUUAGAUAGUGCAGUUUUAACUGUAGUAAAGGCUUAUUUAGGCUUUAGAAGCAGUUAAAUAUGGACAAGGUUCUUUCCCUUAAACUUCUUGCCACAACAAAUCAUCUGCCUUCUUAUAUGCAGUGGUUUGCACAUUAUAUUUAAGAGAGAUGCCCUACCUUUUGGCACAUUUCCAACUUGGGACCAGCACAAAGAGUACACUGGCUUGUGACUCAUUGUGGCUGGAUUUGAAAAUAAACUUUGUCUGAGUUUUAAAACUUUUCACUACAGAUGCUAGUCUGUGAAGCUCUCUCCACAUUCACCAUUUGAAUGUAUAUAAAUUGGUCUUAUUCAGGCUGUUUGUGCUGUGCUACUUUGCCAGUCACAACACAAAAUGUAGUUAUCACAUUGAUAUCUUGUGCUAUCCCCUCAACAAUGGCCCAUUUUUCCUAAAGCUUGUACUGAUUAUUGAACUUUUCUAGGCUUUGAUUGUGCUCAUUUUGGUUGGUCUGUGAAUCUGCAGCUUCUUUCAGUGGGUGGUGAUAUUAACGUCAGAGUCAUGCCAGUGCGCUUUGUUGGAUAUUUUAACGUCCUUAUUAAUAGUACGCUGUGUAAGUGUGAAAGUGAGUGCAUACAAGAUGGAGCUGAAGUGUUUGGUCUGUCCUCUGAAGUCCACAUUCAUGACCAUGCUUUUAGUUUGAGUCUUUUAUGUUAAGAUUAAUUCUUAAAAUGUGAAUUAUUGUCAUUUAUUGGUAUAUUUCACAUAUAUUAAUCCAUAGAUAUAAAUAUUUCUGUUGCAUAUUUAAUUUGGAAAUAUCUUUUGUUUAGGGCUGUGUUUAGCUUGUCCAAGCAGCAACUAUUUACCAUGCUUUGUAUCAACUAGACACUGCAUUUCCAAUGAGAUUUUAUUUUACAUAAUCACUUUUUAUUUUUAAUGUAUUUAUACUUUGAUCCUGCUUUGAUCCUACUUUUAUCCUCCGAAGGCUGCAGGUGUCACAUUGCCUCAAGACGCAGGUUGUGAAUGAAUGUUCUGCCAUUGGAGGGGAUGAUUCAUGACUUCUUUUCAGUGUAGUUAUAAACAUGUUGUU